Lingula anatina is the source of this 1253-nucleotide messenger RNA. RefSeq lists its product as uncharacterized. The record is from RefSeq and is a predicted model, not a curated record. NCBI's taxonomy places the organism in Eukaryota, Metazoa, Brachiopoda, Lingulata, Lingulida, Lingulidae.
UCAUUUCAGAUGGAUUUAUAUACCCAUGUAGUAAGUGCACAAUGUAUGUGGAUUCUGCAUACAUGCAGACUGCCAUAACUCUGUCAGUGUUAUGCAUAUACAUGUAAUUCCUACUCUCAUGUAAGCUUUUGGGUCUGUUGCUUGCUCUGACAAAAUACAGGGAUCCAAUGGCUUCGUUUGUCACUCUAUCAGACAGUAUCGUAGAGGAGAACAAUGAGACGAAGCUAGCUCAGUUAGUACAGCAAAUGAUUCAGUAUUGUUCUACUUCUGGAAAACCAGAGGCUGUCCCACAGAAUCUGUUGUUGAAGUUAAUUACAAUGCUGAAUGUGGACUACAUGUUGUCACUGAAGACCAUGGCAUGUGCUUUAUUAAGCCUGUUAUGCCAUAAUGAUCCAGAUACAAAGGUGGCUGUGGUCAAGAAGGAAGUUCUAAGGCCCAUUUGGAACACAUGCACACACGUAUGUCGAGAUGGACUACCAGACUUGGAAUCUUCUAGUCAUAAAAGACUCCUUCAGUAUCUGGAGCAGAUGGUGCUGCUGUUACGUAAACUCUCCUAUGGGGAGGCAUACAACCAGUUUCAAAUACUCAAAGCCGGACUGAUCAAAUUGCUUUUGCAGAUAGCAGAUAUGCAGAACUUGUAUUUUUAUACAUAUCAUCCAGAAGCUGUAAGCUUCUUAAGAAAUUUUACCAAGGAAAAAGACCUAAUUGGCAAGGUAUCACCACUUGUUGAUGGAGAGAAAGAGGAGAUACUUUCCCAGUACCUAAAAUGUGACUCCAACAGCAUACUUCAGUCUGCAUCAUCUUUCGUUGUUGAACUUUAUGAUACCACUGAUAAAACCGUUGAUGUUGUAGUAAAAGAGGAAAUGCUAAAGCGAGGACUUGCAUGGCCAGAGAUAAAGCCUCCUUUAAAUACUCAGAAAGAGCAGAAUCAGAAAAUUUCCCAAUCAGAAUAUUUGGUGUCAGGUGAUGAGAUAAAGGAUAUCCCAGAGAGUACAGAUGACUGGUUAGAUAUCAGAGUCAGCCAUGUUAUCAGCCCUCAGUACUUCAUGGCAUAUGUGGGAGGACAGGACACUCUGAGCACAGUAGAACAAGUCCAGAAGACAAUAGCAGAGCAAGUAGACAGCAAAGGGGUGAAACUGAAAAAGCCUCCAGAACCUGGCCAGUUUGUGUGUGUCACAUUGGAUGGGAUGGGACACUGCCGUGGACAGGUGGGGGACAUGAGUGACAGUGACAAAAGGGCUCAUUCACUAUGA